Molecule: messenger RNA, 483 nt
Organism: Thamnophis sirtalis
Lineage: Eukaryota; Metazoa; Chordata; Lepidosauria; Squamata; Natricidae
Source: RefSeq, a predicted model, not a curated record
AUGCGUCUUGAGGACAAUACCAUAGAAAAAGCCAUUUCCUUUGUCUUCAAACUGUACCAAAUCGGCCUUCAAGUGAUCAUGGAGUGUCCCAGUGGCCUGGUGGAUGAAGAGACCUUCAAGCUCAUCUAUGCCCAAUUUUUCCCCCAGGGAGCCGUGAGAGAUGUAAGCGUUGGCAGGCCUGGCACCGAAUGUCCCCUCUUGCCAGGCUCACAGGCUGUGACUGAUCUCCCUCUCUCUUUCCCCUCCCCCUCUCUCUGUUGCUGUCUUGAACAGGACUUCGUCAUUGGCCUCUCCAUUUUGCUACGUGGCACAGUGCAUGAGAAACUCAGCUGGGCUUUUAACCUCUAUGACAUCAACAAGGACGGCUACAUUACCAAGGAGGUACUCGCUAAAUCCUAUUUUUAUACCCAAGUGGACCUGGCAGCAGAUUCGGCCAGUGAGGAUUUUGGGGAGGCCAGUCCUGGAGUCUGGGGAAGGCCCUGA